Molecule: messenger RNA, 1967 nt
Organism: Mytilinidion resinicola
Lineage: Eukaryota; Fungi; Ascomycota; Dothideomycetes; Mytilinidiales; Mytilinidiaceae
Exons: 1
Coding region: 252-1538 (428 amino acids)
Source: RefSeq, a predicted model, not a curated record
CCAACAUGUUCGCCCGGCGGUAAAUACUUCAGCCUUUCCAGCUCGAUCACAGUUGUGCACACUGAUUUGCCGGUAAUGCCACCUAAAACUGGAGACAUAUUUUUAUAGCACUUGUAGCUCUCGACAGUCAUGGAGGCGCUUUUCAUCAGGCGCGUGAAUGCCAGCGCUUGCAGCAGCACGGUUCUGGUUGUGUGUACCAAUCUCUCCCCACAGCCCAUCUGAAAUCAUAAAAGAGCUUUUCCAAUAUCCACAUGCUUGCGAAUGAAGCGGGAGUGCAAGACAUCUUGCAGCAGAAAGAUCCAGGUCCGCUCAAACUACGUUUAUUUGCAAGCUAUUUCCCUUAUAACAAGCUGGAAAAGACGAGAAUGUCAAUAUCUCUUAACUCUCGUACGCCCUGUCGUAGUCCAACUCCUGAUUUGGUCCGCUCAUACUUCCUAGAUAUACCCCGUGACGGGCUUUCCACCAAUUGCAGGAACGGAACAGUCGUUCCGUCAAUACAAGGACUCAACUACACCCAGUACUGCAAUUACGACCUCAACGGCCAUGAUCUCGGUUGGGGCAACGGCAACAGCUUGCAAGAGUGCAUAGACAGCUGCACCAGCUAUCACCCGGCGUGCUUUGGGGUGACGUGGGAUCCACUCCGAAGAUUCUGCUGGCUAACGGACGGAUCCAUUGCUGCUUCGGACUUACAACCGGUUCAGAGCAACUUCGUAUCCGCGCUGGUCUUCCCAUCUCAAACGACGCAGCAAAGUGCGGACUUUGUAUGCCCUUAUCCGAAUCUAUCCACACACAAGGCAAGGUCGGGCAUGGAGUUUAAGAUGCUAUGUGGAGCGAUGUUCCCCGGCGACUCCGCGGACGACUUUCUCGACGCGAUGCACGUGGAGUCCCUAGAUGACUGUCUCGAUCAAUGUGCGGGGCACCACCCGCUCUGCAGUCGCGUAACCUAUGGCGUAGACCUUCAGGGACGCGGAUGGCUCAACUGCGGGCUGAAGAAAUUUGAUGAAAAUGUAAAGCCGAUCAGCAGUACGAAGUUCAUGACUCAUUCUCUCGAGGCCGUCAUCAAGCCCCCGAAAAAAGUAGACUGCGUCAGCCCAUCCGUCCGCAAGGACAACGCCGGGAGGUCCUUCAAAACCUCGUGCAGCGAUCUUCGAAAUUUGAACACCACAGAGGCCCAGCCGCUAGCAACGUACCACGAGGUGUCCAUAGAUGACUGCUUGCAGCACUGCUCGACCGCAAAUUCGACAUGCGCUACAGUGUUGUUCGAUGCUGGACUUCAGUCUGGAUACCAGAAUUGCUAUCUCUUUGACAGCUUCCCUCCGCCACAGCAUCGGAAUUCUGAUUUUACGUUCAUGUACCUCGAAUCUCUCUCUUCCCAAUUUCAACCGCCACCGCCUCCGAAGCCGGAAAAGAAGGGCAAGAUCGCUGGGGCUGUCGUUGGCUCCCUUAUCGGCACCGCUCUUUUGAUUUGGCUGCUUGUAUGGUGGUGCCGAUGGCGGAAGAAUAAGCAGAACUUUAAACACGAAGAGAAAACGCGUUGAAAGACAGUUGGUGGCGUAAGGAUCGUCACAUUGCUUCCGGAAUCGAGUAAUGGUAUUGAGGCGUGUCUAAUAGCUGUAGAGCAGUGUUUUAGAAAAUCAAAGAUCAGACGUCCGCCUGAGUUACGGCUUGGCAAACUUGACGUUAUAACCCGAGCUUCUCUGAUGUGGUGAAGACUUUCAAGCAGCCCUAAGACUCUCACUUUACAGGCGUCUAACAAUAAUCUGAUACCUAUAUCGCGAUACUGUGUCAUCGCUCCGGGCACGGCAAGCCGCUGGCAGGCGUCUCAGCCCAACCGAUAUCCUCGUUCCACUCGAAAGUCGAACGGAACAUCGAUCAGCCAGAACAGUUGAAAGAAACAAGGCGCGCUGUUUACGUGGCCGUUUUCCCUCCUUCGUCUCAAACACUUCCCUAAUCGACCACGUCUUGUC